Molecule: messenger RNA, 1029 nt
Organism: Hevea brasiliensis (rubber tree)
Lineage: Eukaryota; Viridiplantae; Streptophyta; Magnoliopsida; Malpighiales; Euphorbiaceae
Exons: 1
Coding region: 1-1029 (342 amino acids)
Source: RefSeq, a predicted model, not a curated record
AUGGAUCUUGUUGGUGAUCAUCUUAAUGAUGUAUAUUUACGUGGGGUUGAAGAAUUUUUAGACUAUGCUUUUAAAAAAACUGGGAGGCGUGGGGAAAUACGUUAUCCAUGUGUCAAGUGUAAUAACACGUAUUCCGCCACACGAGAAGUGGUAGGGACACACCUCAAGGUGUAUGGAAUAAUACGUAAUUAUACAUUUUGGUAUCACCAUGGAGAAAGGGUAGGUGAAUCUGAAUCUAAUUUAGAAAGUGUUCAACAAAGUGAAGAUGAGCCUAGCAAUGAGAUGCAUGAUAUUUUAAGGGAUUUGUAUCUAGAGUUUUGUGGUCAAGAUACAAAUGAUAUGGAUACAGAUAUCUUCGCUUGUGAUAUUCAUAAAGAGGAACCGAAUGAGGAAGCGAAUAAAUUCUAUAGGUUACUAAGAGAUUUUGAGCAACCAUUAUACCAAGGUUCUAAGAGCUCAAAGUUAUCUUGCUUAGUCAAAUUGCUCCAUAUCAAGAUCCUUGGUCGAUGGAAUAAUGAGUCAUUUACUAUGUUGUUGCAAUUAUUGAAAGAUGAAUUAUUACCUCAAGGAUCUAAUUUGCCACAAUCGUAUUAUGAUGCAAAGAAAGUAAUUCAAGAUCUUGGUCUCUCAUACAAAAAAAUUGAUGCAUGUGUAAAUAAUUGCAUGUUAUAUUGGAAAGAGGAUGAGAGGCUAGAUUUUUGUAAGAUUUGUGGCUAUUCUAGAUGGAAGACUGAUAAAUAUAAUGGGGAAGACAAGGUUAAAACCAAUGGGAAGAGAAUACCAAAAAAAAUUUUGCGUUACUUUCCACUAAAGCCAAGACUUCAAAGAUUGUUUAUGUCCACAAAGACAGCGUCUUUGAUGAGAUGGCAUAAAGAUAAGAGGGUAGAUGAUAAUAAGCAAAGCUUUGUAACAGGUAGACAGGCUACAACUGGAGACAAGCACCAUAUCAGGCAACAAAUAAACCACCCUGUAAAUGAGUUUAGUGAUAUAUGCAGCAGAGCAGGUCUUCCAAUUCAUAAAUGCCCCUAA